Molecule: messenger RNA, 1548 nt
Organism: Thyridium curvatum
Lineage: Eukaryota; Fungi; Ascomycota; Sordariomycetes; Thyridiales; Thyridiaceae
Exons: 2
Coding region: 1-1548 (515 amino acids)
Biological process (GO): regulation of DNA damage checkpoint
Cellular component (GO): nucleus
Molecular function (GO): protein binding; DNA binding
Source: RefSeq, a predicted model, not a curated record
AUGGCUCCCGAGAUGUCGGCGUUCGAGCGCCGCCGGCUGGAGAACAUUGCGGCGAACAAUGCCAUUCUCAAGGACAUUUCCACAACCGCAAAGAAGAUUAUUCCAGCGCCGAAACCAGUUACACCGAAGAAAGCAUCGACUCCCCGAAGACGAACCGAGACCAUUAAGCGCGAGGCCGCGAUCCCGACUCGACGGAGUAGCCGAGUCGCCGGACUCGACGCUGACAAUGAAACUCUCAAAAGAAAGUUCGAGGUCGAGGCCGAGGCGGAAGCAGAAAAGUCGCGUCAAAAGAGGCAGCGAGUCGGUGACGACUUGAACCUCGGCGACACGAUUGUCGAGGGCCGUAAAUGGCAAGGCAGUAUGGAUGGCUUGCUGAACCUACGAGGUCUGAUUCGUGGCGCCGAACCUGGAUUCCGCACUUUCACCGACGACGACGUCGCGAAAACCACCGACAAGGACUUGAAGAAUCUCAGAUUGCGCAUGGGCGAGCUCAAGCUAUACGAAAAAUGGCCUGUACCUGACAUCAAGCUCGUACCUCAGCGCAUCUACUCCAUGGGGUUCCACCCAACCGAAUCAAAACCGAUCAUCUUCGCGGGCGACAAAGAGGGUGCUAUGGGCGUGUUCGAUGCCUCACAGGAACCCAUCAAAGCCGAAGACGACGAAGAGGGUGGAGAGCAGUCCGACCCAGUUAUAUCGGCGUUCAAGACGCACUCCCGCACAAUCUCGUCCUUCUUGUUCUCGCCGACAGAUGCCAACUCGGUCUUCACAGCCUCAUAUGAUUCGUCAAUACGCAAGCUCGACCUCGACAAGGGCGUCUCAGUGCAAGUGUGGGCCCCCUCUGAGAUUGACGAGGACUUGCCUAUCAGUGCAUUGGACAUGGCUUCCACGGAACCCAGCCUGAUCUACUUCUCAACACUCCAGGGAUCCUUCGGCCGCUACGACCUGCGGAUGAAGGCCUCGGACGCCGAGAUAUGGUCCCUUACCGACCACAAGAUUGGCGGCUUCAGUCUAAACCCACUCCAUCCUCACCUGUUCGCCACUGCAAGUCUGGACCGCACUAUGAAGAUCUGGGACCUCCGCAAGAUCGCGGGCAAGGGUGAUCUGCGCCACCCUGCUCUGCUCGGCGAGCACGAGUCUCGGUUGUCCGUCUCGCACGCCUCGUGGAGCAGCGGUGGGCAGAUCGCCACCUCGUCGUACGAUGACACCAUCAAGAUCUACGACUUUUCCGACGCCGGUUCGUGGGCCGCGGGGCACGACAUCCCGGACAAGAAGAUGACCCCUGCGCACAUCAUCAAGCACAACAACCAGACGGGGAGGUGGGUGACGAUCCUCAAGCCGCAGUGGCAGCACCGGCCGCGGGACGGCAUACAGAAGUUUGUCAUUGGGAACAUGAACCGCUUUGUCGACGUCUUCGCCGCGGACGGAGAGCAGCUCGCGCAGCUCGACGGCGACGGCAUCACGGCGGUGCCGGCGGUGGCGCACUUCCAUCCCACGAUGGACUGGGUUGCGGGUGGCAACGCCAGCGGCAAGUUGUGUUUGUGGAUGUAA